Messenger RNA from Beauveria bassiana ARSEF 2860, 963 nucleotides. Its product is annotated as FolB domain-containing protein. The transcript has 2 exons. Gene Ontology annotation, molecular function: dihydroneopterin aldolase activity. Lineage: Eukaryota; Fungi; Ascomycota; Sordariomycetes; Hypocreales; Cordycipitaceae. Gene Ontology annotation, biological process: folic acid-containing compound metabolic process. The record is from RefSeq and is a predicted model, not a curated record. The coding region runs from base 1 to 963 and encodes 320 amino acids.
AUGGCGGUGCCGUUGGUAUCAGCGCCUCAAAUCGCACGCGAUUCUCACCUUCCAGCGCCCUCCACCAUCAAAGUCAAGAACCUGCACGCCACGAUACAGGGCCCGCAGGACGCAUGGGGCCGACCUGACCGGCCGCAGCCCAUUGCCAUCACGGCCGCCGUGUCCCUCGACGCGCCGUUCAACGCAUCUUCGGCCAGCGAUACCGUCGCCGCGGAUACCGUCCACUACGGGCUCCUCAGCAAGGCCAUUCUGUCCAUCCUCGCCGCGGCCGCGCCCGUCAAGAGCCUGCGACACCUGCUGGACACGACCUGGGCGCAGAUGACGGGCGCGGACUCGCGCGGGCAGGACGUCGAGGCGGACGAAUCGUCACUGCUGCAGGGACAGGAGAGACAGCAGCAGCAGCAGCAGCAGCAGCAGCAGCCACCGCCGCCGCCGUUUCUGCACUUUGCGCAGCUACGGGCGCUGGAGAUUACGCUGCAUCUGCCAAAGGCGACGCUGCUUGGGGAUGGCGUCAGCUUGACGGUGACGGGCGGCUUUGAGCUGGUCGCGGCAGAUGGCGGCAGCGGACGGUUGAAACCGGUCAUGCGUCAGGGCGCAGUCUCACUCAAAAUUCACAGGCUCCGAGUUCCGACCCUGAUUGGCGUGAAUAGUAAUGAGAGACUGGCGAAGCAGGUUGUGGUUGCGAGCGUGGAGAUUGAUAGGCUGGAAGACGAUGCGGAUGUUUACCCUGAACUGGAGCAGGUCGUGGUGACGGUCAUGUCGGAGUCUUCGUACGAGACGCUUGAGGCUCUGGGUACUCAGAUGACAGUGGUGAUUGCCGCGCACCUGCAUCGAAAGCACACGCCGCCUCGUGAUGGCGCAGGUUGGAACAUUAACAUUUCGUUGGAGAAGCCAAUUGCGGUGCCACUGGCAGACGCGGCAUGCGUCGAGAUGAGCACAAAUACGGUCAACGUACCGAUAUGA